CAGCGUCGGCCACGUGACCGGUGUCAGGCGGGCGCGGAGAUAAGGUCGGCGACGGCGCACGGGCGGCCAGUCGGCCCUCGACCUCCGACCGCGGCACUCGACCAACCAAAUAAUCAAUGGACGCGACGACGCUCCAACACUCGCUCCUCCACAACCUCUCGCUGCUGGCAGGCGGCGGCGGCGUCGGCGGCGGCGUGGGCGGCGUGGCGGGUGGCCUGUACCCGCAGAACAUGGUGAUGGGCUCCUGGUGCGCGCCCUACGACGCCCUGCAGCGGCCCCCGGCCUACGAUGGCGGGCUGGAGUACGAGGAGGGGCGCGAGUGCGUCAACUGCGGCGCCAACAACACCCCGCUGUGGCGGCGCGACGCCACGGGCCACUACCUGUGCAACGCCUGCGGCCUCUACCACAAGAUCAACGGCGUGAACCGGCCGCUCGUCAAGCCCAGCAAGCGGCUGUCGGCGGCGCGGCGGCACGGCCAGUGCUGCACAAACUGCGGGUCGCGCAACACCACGCUGUGGCGACGCAACAACGACGGCGAGCCCGUCUGCAACGCCUGCGGCCUCUACUACAAGCUGCACGGUAUCAACAGGCCGCUGGCGAUGAGGAAGGACGGCAUCCAGACCAGAAAACGAAAGCCGAAAAAAUCCGGCAACGGCUCCAAGCCCCCGCAGGAGACCAUCAAGAAGGACGAGCACGGCUCCCCCGGCAUGGACGAUAGCAAGUCGAGCAUGUCGGAGGUGCCCCUGCCGCUGACCGCGGCUAUGGUCGGCCACGCGGCGGGCAAGGGCGCGCGCGAGGCGGCGCACGCGGGCGGCGGCGCGGGGGGCGCGGGUGGCGGGCACGGGCAGGCGCAGUACCCGCUGGGGCUGGGCGGCGCGCCCGCCUUCCUGUCCAACCCGUCGCUGUUCAACAUCAACAGCAUCAAGAGCGAGCCCGCGCCGGCGGCGGCGUACGAGGGCUACGCGGCGCCGGCGCCCUACCCGCAGUACCUGCACGCGCUGCAGUACGGCGCCGACGACGAGGGCAGCGGCUUCCUGCACCAGCGGAACGUCACCGCGCACGCCAAGCUCAUGGCUUCCACGUAGCGGGGCGGGCCUCUUCCCCCCUAUCCCCCGUCUCCUCUUGUAAAAUAUUAUAGUUUCUAAUGCGUUAGGUUAAUUCGAAUGUGUUGUAAAUAUUAGGCGUCGUGAUCGCCGGCCAGCUCGGCCGCGGCGGCCGAGGUGUCCCGCCGAGGGUCGUGUCGCACUCGUUGCGCGUCCGCCGCGAUCACGUGUUGUAAUAAAAUUACUAUGUAAAUAAAUAAUAAUACCUUAAGUACCGCAGUUUCCGCGUCCGCCCGCCACGUCUCGAGAUUGCGACAACCUCGAGACGAGGCGGGCGGUCGUUUCUAGCUUCGAAAUUUACCGCCCGCUAAAUCGUCGCGAUUGUCGCGCACGACGUGCGACUCGUAACUUCUUAGUUAAUGAAAUAAAAUUGAAAAUUCAAACAAAUUAUAAACAAAACGUGGAUACGUUUUCUUUUUAGAGCCACUGAAAUAACGGCCCGUUUCUGAACAUCCUGGAAAUAAUCGCAAGUUCAUCCUAAUAGGACUCCAAAAGCACCAUCUAGUGUCGAGGUUAUUAAUCAAGUAUGAUUUUUUUGUUCAGGCCGACGACCUCCUUAGGGUGGG
Molecule: messenger RNA, 1669 nt
Organism: Aricia agestis (brown argus)
Lineage: Eukaryota; Metazoa; Arthropoda; Insecta; Lepidoptera; Lycaenidae
Product: GATA-binding factor A-like
Exons: 6
Coding region: 117-1085 (322 amino acids)
Biological process (GO): cell fate commitment; positive regulation of transcription by RNA polymerase II; negative regulation of transcription by RNA polymerase II
Molecular function (GO): DNA-binding transcription factor activity, RNA polymerase II-specific; RNA polymerase II cis-regulatory region sequence-specific DNA binding; zinc ion binding
Source: RefSeq, a predicted model, not a curated record